Messenger RNA from Cladophialophora psammophila CBS 110553, 1530 nucleotides. RefSeq lists its product as uncharacterized. Lineage: Eukaryota; Fungi; Ascomycota; Eurotiomycetes; Chaetothyriales; Herpotrichiellaceae. The coding region runs from base 1 to 1530 and encodes 509 amino acids. Gene Ontology annotation, cellular component: fungal-type vacuole. The record is from RefSeq and is a predicted model, not a curated record. Gene Ontology annotation, biological process: proteolysis. Gene Ontology annotation, molecular function: metalloaminopeptidase activity; zinc ion binding. The transcript has 2 exons.
AUGGUCCGCAAAACAUCUUCUGGCUUCUUCUCAUCCAUUCAUGAAGAUAUGCCACUUCAUGUAUCAAGGGGCUAUGAUCGAAUGGUCCAGCACUCCGCCUACCCACCGUCCUCGACACCUCCUAGUCCUCAGAAGGAGAAAUUCUCCCCUGAAAAAUAUACACAGCCUUAUCUGGACUUUAUGACCCAGAAUCCGACCGUCUUCCAUGCUGUCGACCAUUUCACAGCCAAGCUAGCCAAGGCGGGCUAUGUUUACCUGUCGGAACGUAAACAGUGGAAGAUUGAGCCAGGCGGGAAAUACUAUACAAAGCGAAACGGCAGUGCAUUCAUUGCCUUUGCGGUUGGGAAAGGGUACAAGCCUGGAAAUGGUGUUGGAAUAGUCGCCGGUCAUAUCGAUGCUCUCACUGCAAAGGUCAAGCCCGUUCCAAAGCUGCAGACAAAAGCCGGGUAUGUGCAACUUGGUGUUGCACCCUACGGCGGAGCGAUGAACAUGACUUGGUGGGAUAGAGAUCUGGGCAUAGGCGGCAAGGUUCUUGUCAAGAACAAGGACGGACUGAUAGAGGAGAAGGUUGUCAAAUUGGACUGGCCCAUUGCGAGGAUACCAACCCUCGCACCCCAUUUUGGGGCAGCUGCUCAGGGCCCCUUUAACCUUGAAACCAACAUGGUUCCAAUUAUCGGACUUGACAAUUCAGACCUCUCAGGAAAGGAGCUGCCUUCUCUCGAACUACCUGCCGGAAGCUUUGUCGCAAGACAACCAGAACGCCUCGUGCGAGCUAUUGCAGGAGAAUUGGGUGUCGGGGAGUACACUUCCAUCGUCAACUGGGAACUAGAGCUCUUUGAUAUCCAGCCCGCCCAGCUUGGUGGCUUGGACAAGGAGUUCAUCUUCGCAGGCAGGAUUGAUGACAAGCUUUGCUGCUUUGCUGCCAUUGAAGGGCUUCUGUCCUCCUCUGACGACGCUUCCCCUGGGAUCAUCAAAAUGGUUGGGUGCUUCGAUGAUGAAGAAGUUGGGAGCUUCUUAAGACAAGGCGCAAGGUCAAACUUUAUGCCGAGCGUCAUCUCGAGGAUCUGCGAGUCCUUGAAUGGCUCCAGUGGUCCCAACCUCAUCACCCAGACGCUGGCCAAUUCGUUCCUUGUCUCUUCUGAUGUGUCACACGCAGUCAACCCCAACUUCCUUUACGCAUAUCUGGAGAAUCACUCGCCGCGCUUGAAUACUGGAGUGGUGGUCCAUGCGGAUGCUAAUGCGCACAUGACGACCGACAGCGCCUCAACUGCCCUGAUGUCCCGGAUCGCUGAAAAGUGUGGUAGCACCUUGCAAGUAUUUCAAAUUCGCAAUGACAUUCGAAGCGGUGGCACUAUUGGGCCUAUGACUAGCUCAAAAUUAGGUUGUCGCGCAAUCGACUGUGGCAUUCCGCAGUUGUCAAUGCACUCUAUCCGAGCGACCACAGGGUCACUCGAUCCUGGUCUCGGAGUCCAACUAUACAAAGGCUUCUUCGACUAUUACGAGGAGGUCGACGCCGAGUUUGCCCAAUGA